Staurois parvus is the source of this 1297-nucleotide messenger RNA. NCBI's taxonomy places the organism in Eukaryota, Metazoa, Chordata, Amphibia, Anura, Ranidae. The record is from the annotation of a GenBank genome assembly.
AUGUCUGCCACCCAUCAUUCCAAUCCUAUUGGAAGAGACCUGACUGUGCUUCAGAGGCUUCAGAAUGUGGAAGAGAAAUUAAACACUGAGCACAGACAUACAGCCCCUCAGGAAGAAUUUUCUCGAAAGCAGGAAGAAUUUAAACUAGAGAUACAAAGCAUGAAGACAAAGUAUGAGGAGAAAAUUAAAGAGCUGAAACAUGAAAAUUAUAUGCUUGAAGCAAAGUUGCAUGCUGAAGAAGAGAAAAUGAGGAGGAGGAGUCACCUGUUGGGUGACAAAAAUAAUCCUGCAACAGAGGAUAAACUGCAAAUCAUAAAACAGGAAAUAGAGGAACAGGAGACACUUCUAAAAGGUUAUCAGCAGGAAAAUGAAAGGCUGUAUCAACAAGUCAAAGAACUCCAACUUAAAAACAAAGAGAAUGAGGAACAUAUGUUUAAGGAAAACCAGGCACUCAAGGCAGAUAUAAUUUCCUUAAGAGAAAAGGUAAAUAGCACCACAAGAGGUAAUCAGUAUGCGUCACCUGGGAACGAAUCCAGUAACCAGAGCUUUACAGAGUUGAUUGCUGAGUUGCGCACCCUUCAGAAAAAAGAGGCCAGCUUGCUUGAUGAUAUAGCCAGGUGGGAAACAGGAGAAACAGGCUUUGGAAGUGGAUUUGGUGCAGUUGAGGAAAGAACGUGAUUUUCUUAAAACCCAGGUCUCCAACACCUCAGAUGAGAAAUCUUAUGAAAUGAAGAUUAUGGAGGAGAGCUAUAAGCAGGAAAUAAGCCGACUGAAUAAAAGACUCCAGUGGUUUGCAGAGAACCAAGAGAUCUUGGAUAAAGAUGCUGCAAGGCUUAGAGAUGCUUAUGAACAAAUAGAAAAGCUAAAGAUACAGGUUGAGAAGCUAACACUGAAUGCUGGAAAUCAGUCUGUGCAGCAACAGCAACGACAAAAGGACAGAUCUGCUGAUGCAAAAAGGAUUCAAGAUCUUGAGCGCCAGGUUAAAGAAAUGGAAGCCAUUAUAAAAAGAAGACACCCUAACUCUAUACCGGCAAUCAUGUAUGCAGCAGCUGCGGUUUCUGAAACCGAUCCCUCGAACAAAAGUAGCACUGUCUCCUUCUUAGAAAGACGGAUACAAAAAUUAGAAUGUGAUCUUGAGAGCAAGGAUGAAGAAGCAAAGAAGAGUCUACGUAGCAUGGAGCAGCAAUUUCAGAAAGUUAAGAUUCAGUAUGAAAGUCGAAUCAAUGAGCUUGAAGAAUUAUCUGCUCAGAAAACUCUGAAUGAGCCCCAAAAUAACAUAGAUAGCACAAUAAAAGUA